CAUUGAACACUUACGAUUAAAACUAGCAUUGUAUAAGAAAAAUCUAAGAUUUUUUAUUAGAAAAUUUUGGUUUUUAGCGUUUGAAAACCACAGAAGGAAAAGAAACAAUGAAGAAACCCUGAGUGAGGGAGUUGAAAACCCGAAGCCAAAAGCUGCCACACACCCACAAAAGAAAUGGCCCUUCUCUUCACCUCACAGCCUUCUUCUCUGUUCCUCUCUCAAUCCCCAAGAUCUUCCCUUUCUCAAUCCCCCAAACCCGUCUCUCUAACCUUUUCCUUUCCUGCUAAACCCCACAAAGCCUUCAGAUUCUCUUCUCUUGUUUCACUUUCCAGCUCCCAACCGGACCCUACUCCCGAACCCGAUUCUGACUCCAAACCGACCCCACUUUCUUCCAUAACCGACGAAUGGGGCGAGAAAACGGAGCUUGGGUCGGAACCCGAACCCACCAAGCUUCCGGAUUCGGAUCCUCCGACGAACGAGGACGAGUGGGAGGAACAGUAUGCGGAGAAGGGUAACGGUAGUGCCGCCGCUGCUCAAUCGGCUGAGGCGGAGGUCGAGGAGGAGAAGGAGGAGGAGGAGGAGGAGGAGGAGGAUGGAUUUGAUAGUAGGAUUGUCGACUUGAAGAGGUGUUUGGUGGACACGGUUUAUGGGACGGAGUUGGGGUUUCGUGCUGGGCCGGAGGUACGGGCUGAGGUUUUGGAGUUAGUCAAUCAGUUGGAGGCGGUGAACCCCACCCGAGCUCCUGUUGAAGCUACUCAGCUUCUUAAUGGCUACUGGGUUUUGCUGUACACCGCAUCUUCUGAGCUGUUGCCGCUUCUGGCGGCUGGUUCAACUCCCUUGUUAAAAGUCAAAAGUAUAAGCCAAACAAUUGAUACAGAAAGGCUCUCUAUUGUGAACUCCACCACAUUGGCCAGCCCUUUUGCUAAUUUCUCUUUCAGUGCUUCUGCUGCCUUUGAAGUUAGAACUCCUUCAAGAAUACAGGUUGAAUUUAAGGAAGGUACACUGCAACCUCCAGAGAUAAAACCAAGCAUUGAUCUUCCUGCAGACGUGGAAGUUUUCGGUCAAAAAAUCAGUCUGUUGCCUGUGCAGCAAUCUCUUAACCCGCUGCAGGAGUUGGUCGCUAAUAUUUCAACAGCCAUUUCUGAUCAGCCACCUCUUAAGAUUCCCAUUCCUGGUGAGCGGUCAGGGUCCUGGCUUCUGAUUACGUAUCUUGAUGAGGAUCUUCGGAUAUCAAGAGGAGAUGGUGGUCUUUUUGUGCUUGCUAGACAAGGGAGUCCUCUUCUAGAGCAGUAGCCAGGUGCAUUAUGCAUGUGAUAUCUAUGAAGGGGUUAUUUAUAUCUUCCCUUAAUCUCAGGGUUGAUCUUUACAUGCAGAAAAGGAAAUUUUUGCUGUUGUCAAUUUAUACAUACUACAGUUUAGGUCAUAAACAUGCUUUAAC
Messenger RNA from Theobroma umbraticum, 1438 nucleotides. Its product is annotated as Plastid-lipid associated protein PAP / fibrillin family protein. Lineage: Eukaryota; Viridiplantae; Streptophyta; Magnoliopsida; Malvales; Malvaceae. The record is from RefSeq and is a predicted model, not a curated record.